Molecule: messenger RNA, 1266 nt
Organism: Asparagus officinalis (garden asparagus)
Lineage: Eukaryota; Viridiplantae; Streptophyta; Magnoliopsida; Asparagales; Asparagaceae
Exons: 1
Coding region: 1-1266 (421 amino acids)
Source: RefSeq, a predicted model, not a curated record
AUGUUUGUUAGAGAUAGGUUUCACAACCCUGACUUCACCAAUGGUUUACAAACAUUUCUGGAUGCUGCGAAACAACACCUAGAUCAUGAAAAUAAGACGCGUUGCCCCUGUGUUAAAUGUCAAAAUGCCUUGACGUGUCUUUCUCUACCCGAGAUACGCAGACAUAUACUUGUGAAUGGGUUUGCACAACAUUACACGACAUGGACUGAGCAUGGGGAAGAUUGUGUUGAUGUCGCAGACGACCAAAUGUAUGAGGAUUUUGAAAGUGACAGUGAGGAUGAUGAUGAUGAUGAUGCUGCGAUGUUGGACAUGUUAAAUGAUGUCCAAGGGGCUAUAAGUAUGGAGACAGAUGAUGAGAAUGAUAUUUAUAUUAAAAAAUAUGAUUAUUUGUUUAAUGAAGCUCAACGAGAACUAUACCCGGGUUGUACAAAGUUCUCUACAUUAUCUUAUAUUAUAAAAUUAAUGCAGAUCAAGAUAGAUGGUCGUUGGAGCAAUAAAAGUUUUAAAAAUCUACUGAAAUUGUUAAAUGACUCAUAUCCAAAAGGUGCAUCCAUACCAACAUCGAACUAUGAAGCUAAAAAUAUGUUGCUAGAAUUGGGCUUGGGGUAUGAAUCCAUUUAUGCAUGCAAGUAUGACUGUGCACUGUUUUAUGGGAAAGAGAAUAAGAAACUGGAUGAAUGUCCAGUGUGCAAGGAGCCGAGAUACAAGUCUUGUGAUGGCAAAUGCAAGAAAGUUCCACAAAAAGUCUUGCGUUAUUUUCCAUUGAAGCCGAGACUUCGGAGGUUGUAUAUGUCGAGACAUACAGCGACUGAAAUGAAAUGGCAUAAAAAAAGAAGACAAAAUGAAGAGGGUUUCCUACGACAUCCAGCUGAUUCUGCCGAGUGGAAACACUUUGAUCAAGAGUAUCCUGAUUUUGCUGCAGAUUGUCGAAAUGUGAGGUUGGGGCUUGCUACAGAUGGUUUUAAUCCAUUUGGAAACAUGAGCACUAGUUAUAGUAUGUGGCCAGUUAUGCUAGUGCCGUACAAUCUGCCUCCUUGGAAAUGCAUGAAAGGAGUGUAUUCAAUGAUGUCAUUACUCAUACCUGGUCCUCGAGCACCUGGGAAAGACAUUGAUGUGUAUCUUCGUCCAUUAAUAGACGAAUUAAAAGAAUUGUGGGAUAUUGGAGUUGAAACUUUUGAUGCCUCUGUUGGGAGAAAUUUUAAUUUGCAGGCAUGUGUAUUGUGGACUAUAAAUGAUUUUCCUGCUUACGGAAAUUUAUCUAGGUAG